Messenger RNA from Impatiens glandulifera, 3011 nucleotides. Its product is annotated as protein NLP6-like. NCBI's taxonomy places the organism in Eukaryota, Viridiplantae, Streptophyta, Magnoliopsida, Ericales, Balsaminaceae. The transcript is spliced from 4 exons. The record is from RefSeq and is a predicted model, not a curated record. Bases 52 to 2871 code for a protein of 939 amino acids. Gene Ontology annotation, molecular function: DNA-binding transcription factor activity; protein binding.
CAUCUUCUUCUCUCUUAGCUCUGAACAAAAGGAAGAAAAUAUUCCGGGAAAAUGCCCGAGCUUCAAGAUGAGAUUCGUACAUAUUCUUCAUCCAAACUACUACGGGAAACCGGAACUGUUCCUCCUCCGCCGCCGCCGUCGCACAGAGAUUCGAUGAUGGAUCUCGAUCUAGACGGUUCCUGGUCGUUCGAUCAGAUCUUCACCGCUAAUCAGAUGUCUCCGUUCUUCUUUUCGUCUUCCGAACAACCUUACUCACCACUUUGGGCGUUUUCUGAUGUUAACGAUGAUAAUAAACUAGUUGAAAACGAUGCGUCAACGCUAGCCGCAGAUAAUCCAGAUUCUCAAAUGGAUAGCCAAGCAGGAACUUGUGAAAAGAGAAAACAGCCUAUGCCAUUUCUGGCAAUGACACCAACAGAUUAUCCAGAUAGUUCUUGUCUUCUAAAGGAAAGGAUGACACAAGCUUUGAGACACUUCAAAGAUUCAACAGAACAGCACGUAUUGGCGCAGGUCUGGGCACCUGUUAAGAACGGGGGUCGCUACGUUUUAACAACUUCAGAGCAACCUUUCUUCCUCGAUCCACAUAGUCACGGGUUGUAUCAAUAUAGGACUGUUUCUUUGAUGUAUUCAUUUUCUGUAGAUGGUGAAAGUGAUGGAGUUCUUGGACUUCCUGGCCGCGUUUACAGGCAAAAGAUGCCUGAAUGGACACCUAAUGUACAGUAUUAUUCGAGCAAAGAGUAUACAAGGCUUAAUCAUGCUCUGUAUUACAAUGUCCGUGGAACUUUAGCAUUGCCUGUUUUUGAACCUUCUGGUCAAAGGUGUAUUGGAGUACUUGAACUCAUAAUGACUUCACAAAAGACCAAUUAUGCUCCCGAGGUUGACAAAGUCUGCAAAGCGCUCGAGGCGGUGAAUCUGAAGAGUUCUGAGAUCUUAGAACAUCCAGAAACACAGAUUUGUAAUGAAGGUCGCCAAAAUGCAUUGGCUGAAAUCUUGGAGAUAUUAGCUGUGGUUUGUGAGCAACACAAAUUACCACUCGCCCAGACUUGGGUUCCAUGUAUGCAUCGCAGUGUUCUUACUGACGGAGGCGGUUUCAAGAAAAGCUGUCGUAGCUUUGAUGGAAGCUGCAUAGAUCGAGUCUGCAUGUCCACAACAGAUGCAGCUUUUUACGUUGUAGAUGCUAUUAUGUGGGGUUUUAGAGAGGCCUGUGCUGAGCAUCAUUUGCAAAAAGGUCAAGGUGUAGUUGGCCGAGCAUUUGCAUCACAAAACGCAUGUUUCUGUGAAGAUAUUACCAAAUUUCGUAAGAACGAGUACCCAUUAGUUCAUUAUGCACGUAUGUUCAAGUUAACAAGUUUGUUUGCGAUCUGCUUAAGGAGCACUCAUACUGGAAACGACGAAUAUAUUCUCGAGUUCUUUCUUCCGCUUGAUAUGCGAGACAGCAGAGAACAACAGACAGUGUUGGACUCGAUACUUGUAACUAUGAAAAGACAUUUUCAGAGUCUUAAAGUUGCAUCUGGUAAAGAACUUGAAGAAGCAGGGAGAUGCAUUGAAAUCAUUAAAGCCCCUUUAGAUGAAAGAAAUGAAUCUGAACUCGAAUCUUUUCAAUUAUCUCCUCCUUGUCCCGGUCCUGGUCCUAGUCCUAGUCCUAUACUUGUCGAGGCCUUUAAAAAGGAAGAACAAUUGGGAAAUGGCGGAAUCCAAGCUGACAUUGCCUUCCCGGAGAUUAAACCUAUAACUAAGAAAUCAGAGAGGAAACGCGGGAAAGCUGAGAAAUCUAUUAGUUUGGAUGUUCUUCAACAAUAUUUUGCUGGAAGUCUUAAAGACGCUGCAAAGAGUCUUGGUGUUUGCCCAACAACAAUGAAAAGGAUAUGCAGACAACACGGGAUCUCAAGAUGGCCAUCUCGAAAGAUCAACAAAGUUAACCGUUCCCUAUCGAAGCUUAAACGAGUAAUCGAAUCGGUUCAAGGGGCGGACGCAACUUUCACACUAAAUUCACUAGCAACAACAAAUCCAGUUCCAAUCUCUGUCGGCUCACUUUCAUGGACUGCAAGUGCCUUGGACGAAUCCAAUCAACACCUUAAAUCCGGUACCUUAAAAGAACCGAUUCCCCUCACACAACAAACACCAAUAAUCAAUAACCGCCUAGUCGUGGUCGAUCCACAUUCAUUUCGUUUUGAAGCUCAAGAAGACUCGAGCCGAUCAAAAUCAGCUAGCGGUUCUAGAGACGAUCUAAGCGCAGGAACACCUACAUCUCACGGAUCGUGUCAAGGAACUCCUCAAAGCGAUCCAGCAAUUUCGCCAACAAAUGAAAAAUUAAUAGAACCAACAUUCCCUCAUCAUCACCAUAAUCAUCAGCAGAAGCCGACGAGUACUGGAAAGAUUGAUCUCUCAUCAGCAUUCACAAUCCCAAACAUUGCUCGAGAAUCGGAAGAACCGUUCGGAGCAAUGCUGAUCGAGGAUGCAGGAAGCUCGCAUGAUUUGCGAAAUCUAUGUACAGGAGCUGAUGAUCUAACGUUCAUAGAACCGGUUAUAGCUAGGAUGUUUCAGACGGAUGGACAAGGAACGACGGUUACGAUAAAGGCGAGUUACAAAGAAGAUAUAAUAAGAUUCCGGUUUCAAUCAGGCUUUGGAAUUGUGAAAUUGAGAGAAGAAGUUGGUAAGAGGCUUAAGCUUGAUGUGGGUACUUUCGAUAUAAAGUAUUUUGACGACGAUCAAGAAUGGGUAUUGAUCGCUUGCGAUGCUGAUUUAUACGAGUGUUUGGACUUAUCGAAAGAUUCGGGGAGCAAUAUAAUAAGGUUGUUGAUUCAGGAAGUGAAUGCGAAUUUCGGAAGUUCUUGUGAAAGCUCGGGCGAUAAAGAUGAAUUUCGGGUUUUGUGAAUUUGUAAUAGAAGAUGUAACAUGUAGUGUAAUAGAAUAUAGCACGAUUCUUGCUAGUUUUAGAUCUUAAGGAGGUGAGUGCAAGUUGUAGAUUUAUCAUGUCUUUGUGAUUUUUAAUGUAAUAUGUUUGAAUCGAUUUU